AAGCCCUCAAAGGUGAAAUGCAAAUCAUCAGGUAUCCUCGUAAGAGAAACAGGCUAAUAGAUCUUCCAGAGGACUAUAGUGUGUUGCUCAACCAAGCUAGUCACUUCAAAUGCCCAAACUCAUCAGAUGACGAGCGAAAGCACCCGACCCUGUGUCUGCUGUGCGGGGUCAUGCUGUGUGCGCAGAGCCCCUGCUGUCAGCAGCAGCUGAACGGGGAGGAAGUGGGAGCGUGCACGGUUCACGCCACCAUCUGUGGGGCAGGAGUGGGAAUGUUUCUCAGGGUUCGAGAGUGUGAGAUCGUCUUGAUGGCCAGUAAGACACGGGGCAGUCCCUAUCCAGCACCUUACCUUGAUGACUAUGGAGAAACAGACCCUCAGCUUGGGCGUGGGAACCCGCUGCACUUGUGUCCAGAGCGCUACCGCAAGUUGCUUCAUAUGUGGCAGCAGCAUUGCAUCCUGGAGGAAAUCGCCCGCAGUCUGGAGCUCCUCAACGUCAUGUUCCCCUUUGAGUGGCAGAUGCUUUAAGCUCUGCGGCGGACAAAGGAAGUGCAUAACGCGAGAACCAAGAUACGCCGCGUUCGGUUAGCCUGCGCCCGACUGCAAGGAGUAAAAAACUCCCUCACUUCUCUACAUACUGCUGUCCGUGUUUUCCAGCAGCCAGUGCAUUAUGGGUAGUCACACUAAACAGGCCCAUAAUAGAUAUUAAAGAAGUGAAUGUGUUCUCUCGGCUCUUUAUUUAGCUUGGGUUGCAGAUCUACACUCACUUUAGCACUGAAGCUUUUUCUUUUUGCUCAUUGUGGUGUUUUUGCAUUUGUUUUCAAGGUGUAAAGAUUUAUUGAGGGGCUUGUGUCUCUUUUUUUGACUUAUGUGAAAUGCUAGUCCUCUCCCCCUGCUACAGCCUUUUUGCUCUUUCUUUCAUCUGUGUAAGAAAUGUAUUCCUGUGAAUAUAAUAUAUCUAUGUACUACUUUAUUAUGUAAAGCCACCGUCAACAUAAAAUCUAUAUUCAGUGUUUCUGAGUGAGAAGCUAUUUUGCAAAUUAUGUUCUCAGGUGAAUCUCACAAAAAUAUGUCCGGGUCACAUACUACGCCAA
Molecule: messenger RNA, 1090 nt
Organism: Sinocyclocheilus grahami
Lineage: Eukaryota; Metazoa; Chordata; Actinopteri; Cypriniformes; Cyprinidae
Product: E3 ubiquitin-protein ligase UBR1-like
Exons: 5
Coding region: 18-524 (168 amino acids)
Biological process (GO): protein ubiquitination; ubiquitin-dependent protein catabolic process via the N-end rule pathway
Cellular component (GO): ubiquitin ligase complex; cytoplasm
Molecular function (GO): ubiquitin protein ligase activity
Source: RefSeq, a predicted model, not a curated record